GAAAAAGAUAGGUUGUAAAUGUAAUAAUCCUGUUUUAGUCCAAAAAAAAAAAAUGUAAUAAUCCUGUUUUCUGGAGCAGGUGAAAAUGGUGAUAGUGGAAAUUAAGAAUGACUAAAACUUGAAUUGUCUCUAAAUUAGUUACAAAAUUUGCUAAGUCAAUCUCAAUCCUAAUUGCAUGAUUUAUUUAAGAAAAUCAAAAUAAAACUUAAAGACGAGUCAAAUAUGCAACAAUUAGAAAAGUUGAAUAUUGACCCUAACGCAACGCAGCCGUGUUUCCAGAAGUAAGCAACUGUUUCAAUUAAACUGCUGUUUGUUUCCAUCAUACACACGCCUACGUUUCUUUACUUCAACUCUCUUUCUUUCUUUCAUUUCCUUUCUUUUCUUCUCUUCUAAAUUCUAAUAACUUCAACCCUUCAUCUCUCAUUAAUUCUUAUUACUCCGUUUGAUUAUUGCUUUCACAUCCACCGUUCAACUUCAAACAAGGUAUAGGUAUUGAGAAAAGUAUGAGUGAAAACCUAAGGAUUGAAAGUGGGAGAAGUUCCAGCUCAAGUUUGAGCUGCAGCAGCUUUCAUGAUCAUGAUACAGAGGAUGAUCAAACCAUUGCAACUAUGUUGGCAGAAGACGAAACUCUCCACGCCGGUAGCAGGCAGCUUGGGAAGCGACUUUCUCACUUAGAUUCCAUUCCACACGCACCCCGUAUUAAUGGAGAGAUUCCUGAUGUCAAUGACGCAACACUAGACCAUGAGACGCUAUCAGAAAGGUUGGUUACAUAUGGCUUAUCAGAACUACAGAUGGAGGGUGAUGGGAAUUGCCAGUUCCGAGCUAUAGCUGAUCAGUUGUUCCACAAACCUGAUUACCACAAGCAUGUAAGGAGGCAGGUUAUUAAGCAACUAAAGCAUCACAAAAAGUUGUAUGAAUCUUAUGUACCAAUGGAGUACAAAACCUACAUAAAGCAAAUGAAAAGAUCGGGAGAGUGGGGAGAUCAUGUUACUCUACAAGCAGCGGCAGACCGUUUUGAUGCCAAAAUUUGCUUGGUGACCUCAUUCAGAGACUCUUGCUAUAUUGAGAUCCUCCCGACAAACAAAAGACCGACAAGAGAGCUAUGGCUAAGCUUUUGGAGUGAAGUACACUAUAACUCCUUGUACACGAGCGGAGAUGUUCCUACUAGACUACCAAAGAAAAAGUAUUGGCUCUUCUAGACAGAUGGAAGAUUAUGAAAUCACGCGAAGAACUGAGCUUAAAAUCGGUAUUCAAAAAAGAAAAGAAAAAAUAGUAGUCCCCCUCCCUUCUGGGGAAUACAGAUUAUGUAUAAUAUUUAGCUAAUUAUUGUAUUUGUACAUAUUACAUUAUGUAAGCAUAGCUAAACUUGGAUAUAUUUAUCUAAACUUUCAUUGUACAGUCUAAUUUAAUUUCCUGACUAGUAGAGUGCAAAAUUUAUUUCUUUUGCCUCUGGUUUUAAUAGUAACAUUUUUUUUAAAAGAAAUUUGAUGAGCAAAUAUGAGUGUGAAAGAGAAAUUUUGCUCCUAAGUAAUGUAUUUAUUUUUGGUAGAA
Trifolium pratense (red clover) is the source of this 1551-nucleotide messenger RNA. Its product is annotated as OVARIAN TUMOR DOMAIN-containing deubiquitinating enzyme 11. The transcript is spliced from 10 exons. Gene Ontology annotation, biological process: protein deubiquitination. Gene Ontology annotation, molecular function: cysteine-type deubiquitinase activity. The coding region runs from base 504 to 1199 and encodes 231 amino acids. NCBI's taxonomy places the organism in Eukaryota, Viridiplantae, Streptophyta, Magnoliopsida, Fabales, Fabaceae. The record is from RefSeq and is a predicted model, not a curated record.